CCCCGGCUCCCGAUUUGAAAAUGCGGGAGCGGCUGCUGGUGCUCUUGUGCGCGCUGGCGCGGCAGCGGCGGCGGCGCGCAGGGACCAUGGCCGGGAACGGCACCGGGAACGGGAGCGGCGCCGGCAGCGGCAGCGGCGCCGGGGGCUGGGACGGGCCGCAGCGGCGCGCCUGGCUCCGGCACUACUACAGCCAGCGGCAGAAGCGGCUCAUGACGCUCCUCAUUGCUCACCGGAGGAGAACCGGCUGCUGCUUCUACCCCCGUGCCUGGCCCAGCCUCAGGGGCACGGACUGGUGGGAGCGAGUGGUCCUGAAGGAGUUUGGGCCCCAGGACUGGCUGGAGAAGUUUCGGAUGUCCAAGGAGACUUUCUUCUACAUCUGCAACCAGCUGCGGCCUGGGCUCGCUCCGCACAGCGCCCACUUCCACCCCACCCUGCCCCUGGAGAAGAGGGUGGCUGUGGCCCUGUGGCACUUGGCCACCAACGUGGAGUACCAGACUCUGAGCCCGCUCUUUGGCGUAGGGCCCUCCACAGUGCAGAGCUGUGUCCGGGAAGUGAGCUACGCUGUCGUCUUGCUACUGAAGCCGCUUUACCUCCGUCUGCCUGAUGAGAAGGAGCUGGAGAACAUGGUGCGCAUCUUCUGCACACGCUGGGGCUUCCCACACUGCAUCGGGGCGCUGGACAGCCUGCAUAUCCCCAUCCACCCACCCCUGCGCCUCACCGCUGACUACUGCAAUGGCCAGGGCUGGCACUCCAUCCUCACACAGGCCACCGUGGAUGGGCUGGGACAGUUCUGGGAUGUCUCCACUGCCUUUCCAGGCAGCAUGGAGAACAGCGCGGUCCUGGAGAGCUCCAGCCUGUGGGUGCUGGCCAAGGAGGGCCGGCUGUGCCCCAACCCUCCCAAGCAUUUCAUGGGGAAAGCACAGAAGUACGUGCUGCUGGGCGAUGCCACGUACCCCCUGCAAGACUGGAUCCUCAAGCCCUACCAGGAGGAUGAGAACCUCACCCAGCGCCAGCUGCAGUUCAACUACCGCCUGAAGCGGGCCCACAGCGUGAUCGAGAAUGCCUUCCUGCGCCUCAAGGCACGCUGGCAGAUCCUCCUCAAGUGUGACGACUGCAGCCUGGAGCUGCUGCCCACACUUGUCCUCGCCUGCUGCAUCCUGCAUAAUGUCUGCGAGGCCCAUGACAACCCCUUCAAUGAGGAGUGGCUGGAGGGCACUGAGCCCACCGAGCUGCCCAAGCCCUGCCAGCCUGCACCAGCUGCCAUGGAGGACAAUCGGGCUGAGCAAGUGCGUGAGCUGAUGUGCCAGUACUUCGAGAGCUGCGGGGAGGGCUGAUGGGCCCAGGGGUCAACUGCCUGCACAUCCCUGCUUGCAGACUCAUUGUGGACUCUGGCAAACUGGCCCAGUGCUACCAGCUGUACCAGGCCAGGUCCAGGGCAGGGAGGGGUGGCCGUGUCACACUUGUGCUGGGUUUGCUGUGGAGGUUUCAGGCAGUGGAAUGUAUUUUGUGCCCAUUCUCGCUCCCAGGA
This is a messenger RNA of Catharus ustulatus (Swainson's thrush), 1528 nucleotides long. RefSeq names its product protein ANTAGONIST OF LIKE HETEROCHROMATIN PROTEIN 1-like. The record is from RefSeq and is a predicted model, not a curated record. Lineage: Eukaryota; Metazoa; Chordata; Aves; Passeriformes; Turdidae. The transcript is spliced from 2 exons. The coding region runs from base 21 to 1334 and encodes 437 amino acids.